AUUUUUGUACUGUAUUUGAAGAUGAAAAAUAUAGGCCAAAAUCAUAGACCUUGCAUAGAAGCUGGAUAAUGAAGACAGUUCUGGAGGAAAACAUAGAUACACACACAUGGACACACAUAUAUAUAAAGUAUGCACACAUUUUAUUUUUAAAGUUUUAAAGCUUUUAAAGCAAAAGCCAGCCCCUCCCCUCUCCCAGAGUGGAUGGCCUCUCCUCUCUCUUAGAGUGGGUUGGGAUAGCGGUUGCAUGGGGACAUUUCCUUGUGAGCCACAGGUCCCUCUGGACACACUGCUGUCUGGCCACGCCCCCUUUCCCUUUCAUCUUUCUCAUUGACCAAUGGGCUUGGAGCAUUAAGGCCACACCCCUAUUCAGCAUUCUACUGGGGCCCUGGUUACGCCUCCUCUGGCUCAGUCGCACAGCAACCUGGUUGGUGACUGGAGGUGUUCAUCAGUGCUCACUAGGAUUUUGCUGAUGUGGCCCCAAACCCGCCUCCCUCCCCACCCUGCGAUGGCAGAAGAAACUCAACAGAGCAAAUUGGCUGCAGCCAAGAAAAAGUUAAAAGAAUAUUGGCAGAGAAACAGCCCUGGUGUUCCUGCAAGAGCGAAGAGGAACAGGAAAACAAAUGGCAGUGUCCCUGAGACAGCCACUUCUGGUGGUUGCCACUUACCUGGGGAUUCAGCAACAGGUAUUGGCAGAGAGGGCCCUACGUCAUCUGUACCCCUCAAGGAUCUGGAGAGCCCGUCCCAAGAACUAGCAGCUGCCCUGGACUUGAGGUCCGUCAAAAUCAGUCAACUGAAGAACACCAUCAAAUCUUUGAAACAACAGAAGAAACAAGUGGAACAUCAGCUGGAAGAAGAAAAGAAGGCAAACAAUGAGAAACAGAAAGCUGAAAGGGAGCUAGAGGUUCAAAUCCAGACAUUGAACGUGCAGAAAGGGAAACUAAGUACGGACCUGUUUCGCACGAAACGCUCGCUCAGAUACUUUGAAGAGGAGUCCAAGGAUCUGGCCGACCGCCUGCAAUGUUCAUUGCAGCGUAAAGGAGAGUUAGAGCAGGUUCUCUGUGCUGUCACCGCCACACAGAAGAAGAAGGCGAACCUGUCCUCGAGCCACAGGAAAGCAUGUAUGGAGUGGAAGUUAGAGUGGUCCACACGGGAGCAGGCACUUCUGAAAGCACAGCUGACACAGUUGAAGGAGUCACUAAGAGAAGCCCAUCUGGAGAGGGAUGAGUAUGUUGAACAUCUAAAAGGGGAGAGGGCCCGGUGGCAGCACAGGAUGAAGAAAAUGUCGCAGGAGGUUUGCACCUUGAAGAAGGAGAAGAAGGAUGACAUGCGUCGGGUGGAGAAGCUGGAGAGGAGCUUGUGCAAAGUCAAGAACCAGAUGGCUAAACCCCAGCACCCGGAGCCCCCAGCAGUGCCCCCUGAGGAGGAGCUGCAGCACCUGAGGAAGGAACUAGAGAGGGUGUCAGCAGAGCUCCAGGCCCACGUGGAAAACCAUCAACACGUAAGUCCCCUGAACCAGCCACAAAAGGAGAGGCUUGGGAGGCAGGAGGAGAGGCUUCAGCAGCUGGUCGAGCCACACCGCGGUGUUGAGGAGCUGGUGGAGCUGAAAAGCCAAAAGGCUCAGAGUCUGCAGCAGCAGCCAGACCAUUACCUGGGUCACCUGCAGCAGUCCGUGGCCAUCUAUCAGCAGCAGGUGGCCGCCUAUCACCAGCUGACCUCUGAGAAGGAGGCGCUGCACAGGCAGUUACUGCAGCAGACCCAGCUAAUGAACCAGCUGCAGCAGCAGGAAGCUUGGGGCAAAGCGGAGCACCUGGAGGCUGCCAGGCAGCAGAAUCAGCAGCUGCAGGACCAACUGAGCCUCAUGGCUCUCCCUGGGGAAGGAGAUGGAGGACAUCUGGACAGUGAGGAGGAGGAGGGACCUCGGCCCAUGCCGAGCGUCCCAGAGGACCUAGAGAGCUGGGAGGUCAUGAGCAGCCUUAUGGACCUCCUGGAGGAGAAGACAGACCUGAGAGAGCGUGUGGAGAAACUAGAAGUUCAGUUCAUCCAGUACUGGAGGAAGAGAUGUCAUCAGAAAAUUCGUCACCUUAUAAAUGAGCCAGGAGGCAGUGUUAAAGAUGCAGCACGGGGAGGACAUAUUCAGGCUGGCCCAGGACAGGGAGGUGAUGAAGGUGAAGCUGCUGGCGCUGCAGGAGAUGGUGUUGCGGCUUUACACAAAAGGGCGCUGGCUGGCAUUCUUCUUAAUGUACGUAGUAAAGAUCAUAAGAAAUCCUUUACGAGUUUAAAUGUCCCUGGAACAGGCAUACAGGCUCUAGUCAAGAAUGAAUUACAGGAAAGCCGUGUGACACCUGGCAUUCUUCUGUUCACGGAGCUUCUUUGA
This is a messenger RNA of Mandrillus leucophaeus (drill), 2374 nucleotides long. Its product is annotated as golgin subfamily A member 8M-like. The transcript is spliced from 19 exons. Gene Ontology annotation, cellular component: Golgi apparatus; Golgi cisterna membrane; cis-Golgi network. NCBI's taxonomy places the organism in Eukaryota, Metazoa, Chordata, Mammalia, Primates, Cercopithecidae. The coding region runs from base 470 to 2374 and encodes 634 amino acids. The record is from RefSeq and is a predicted model, not a curated record. Gene Ontology annotation, biological process: Golgi organization; spindle assembly.